AUAAGUUUUUCUCUUUGGUCUUAUCCGACGUCAUACUACGGAAACGCGUUUAGAGCACCUUGUCCGUAUUUAGCACUUUCGCAUCCUGGUCUCUGCACCGCCUAUCAUGGUGCGACUAGACGUUGUCCUUCCCCUUCCCUUGUCUGUUGCCACCUAAAUUACCCAUGACUCGACUUCUCACCUUCAUUCAGCCCUAUGCCCUGCGAUUAGUGAUUGGGUUCUUUCUGUUCCUUCUGCCUACCUGCUGGUCUUGGCCUCACCCUUCUCAUCUGCAGCGGACCAGUCGAAUCUCACACCAUGCCUGUCCGUCAACCUGCACCCUCUGGGAUUCCUCACAUUUCUCAGGACUCUGCUUAUUAGCUUCGAGGGAGUCAACCCUUAGUCAACUUCCUCACGGCAUUUCAAACCCCUGCUCCCUGUCAUCCCGCUCGAGUAGCCGUAAUCCCGAGCCCCCCCUUUUCCAUCCUUACCGACCGCAGACCGCAGGCCGCCUGCCGUACCAUGGCGCGGGUGUGUUACCCUUUCAGGGACCGACCCCCUACCCUUCCCAAGGGCCUGGGCCCCAUGUUCCAUUUUGGGGCUCUUCGAAAUCCAACCGGACGACCCGCAUCCGCGGAUUCUAGGUUGGGUGAGCAGGAGCCACCACUCCAGAGUACAGGGCUUAGCAUCUUGACCGCUCGCUACCGAUAGGACUUCUCUGCCUGGCUCGUGG
This is a messenger RNA of Sodiomyces alkalinus F11, 712 nucleotides long. RefSeq lists its product as hypothetical. The record is from RefSeq and is a predicted model, not a curated record. The coding region runs from base 165 to 623 and encodes 152 amino acids. The transcript has a single exon. NCBI's taxonomy places the organism in Eukaryota, Fungi, Ascomycota, Sordariomycetes, Glomerellales, Plectosphaerellaceae.